GCUUUGCCCAGACAGAGAAUGGCACCGCUGCUGCUAAUUCCACUACAAUAUACCGAGGUGAAGGGUAUUUUCCUUUGUUCGGAAAAUUCCGAAGACAUUGGAGCUGGUCUAAAACAAGUUUUGUUUUUUUUUUCCUUCUUAUGCACCCUCUCUGUUGUUCUAAAUGGCUGCAGCCAGACGCCUAUGAGGGCACACAGCAAGGUGUGAUAAUUGUGUAGAGUGACAUUAGAUGGAGAGAUACAGUAUAGAAGGGAGGAGAGAAGCUGUCUCAUUUACAACCCUACACAGGCGCAGAGAAUGGUCUUGUAAAGCCUGCAGGCGGGGCUCUUCACUACUUUCCUCCAUGCACAGCAGUGACAGCAGCAGUACAACCAGAGACAAGCAGCUUCAGAGGCAAAGGUUCUUCUCCUCCUGCACCUUGACAACUAAAAAAAAGAGUCCGAUCAUUUCCUCACCUCUCUGCAACUCAAACAAAGGAAAAUCCAAUGGGAACGUCAUGUCUCUCUUGCCUUUUCUGGCUGUCUUUUAACGUCCAGCCUUUAAUCUGAUCCGAUGACAUCCCUUCAACCUGUUUACAGUGAGCCGGGGAGGGAUUAUUUUCAUUUGUGAUUAUUAGGAAGAGGAAGACCUAUGCCUUGGUGUAUUUGCAAUGAAGCAGAGAAAGAAAAUUUUAAAUGAGCAGCCGGAGUAAAGCUAACAGUUCUUACAAAGACAGUGGCACAAAAAGGGUGGAGCCCUCAUAUUUAUGUGGAUGUGCAGCAAUAGCUUACUAUAACUUUUCUGCUACCAGCGUGCACACCUAUGCUAGGCUGAGGACACUGCCCUGACCUGCAGGUGAAUUUCCAUGAUGAUUUAAUAGUGUCAGGUGCAGUAUACUUCGAAAGAAAGGCGAAACUUAAAACCAGAGAGUGUCAUUUGCAACAUAUUUGUAUUCUUGUCUCUUUUUGCUGCUUUUGUCUAGUGCACCAGGAUCAAGUGACAUGCACGGAAGAGCAAAUUUAUUUCUUUUUUAUUGACUGAAUGUUCUACUUGAAACAUGCAGUUAUCAUUUUACUCAAUAUUUUUGUUCUUCGGAGCUACAUUAGUGAGCAAUCAAAAAUUACAGAAAGAUCUAAACACUGUGCAAGGAGAUGGCUCAAGAUGGUGCCACGGUGUGUAUUCCUACUUUAACAAAGUUUCUUUAGGAAAGACAUCCAAUCAAACUUUUGACUGGAACUCUCCCCAUGAAGGUUAUUUUAGGAACCUUAUUUGUCAAUUCAUACAUGGGAGCUUAAGUAAACCUAAGGAACCUGUAUUGACUGAACAGAAGGUACACUGGCCAAGUGACAUGCAAGAAGCAGACAGAACUCCAUCACCAAAUAUGCAAUCUGAUACCUUUUUCUGGGAGCAUAGAAAGGUGAACAACACAUCCAUGGAAACCAGGUAUACUGAGCAACAAAAUAACAAGGAUCAGGUUAUGAUUCACAGACAGGCUAGAAAUAAAAGGGAAACAUACGAGUGGCAACGGAAGAAAGGCAAUGAAAACUCCAGUAAAUCCAACAACGAAAAAAAGUUCUAUGCGGACUGGAAUGAAACUUUACAAAGUCCAGUUGCAGGAAAAGAGACAGAACCGCAUGCCUUGUCCUUAAACGGAUCUAUUCCCUUUGCUGCAAAUGAUCUUAAAGUGUUUUCUGACAAUAUGGAGGUUAAUCAAGCAUUGGUACCUAAAAAUGCAACCAACAAUAAAAAAUUGCACAUAAAGAAUCCAUUUUAUCCAUUGACAGAAGAUUCAUAUGGUGCCUAUGCAGUUAUGUGUUUAUCUAUUAUCAUUUUUGUAAUUGGCAUAAUGGGCAAUAUGGCUGUAAUGUGUAUAGUCUGCCACAAUUACUAUAUGAGAAGUAUAUCUAAUUCACUUUUGGCAAAUUUGGCCUUCUGGGACUUUUUGAUUAUCUUUUUUUGCCUUCCACUUGUGAUAUUUCACGAACUUACUAAAAAAUGGCUACUGGAAGACCUGUCUUGCAAGAUCAUACCGUACAUAGAGGUAGCCUCCCUUGGAGUUACCACAUUCACACUGUGUGCCCUCUGUAUUGACCGUUUCCGUGCUGCCACAAAUGUCCAAAUGUAUUAUGAAAUGAUUGAGAACUGCACAUCAACAACUGCCAAGCUUGCAGUUAUAUGGGUGGGCGCACUUCUCCUAGCACUGCCCGAGGUUGUUCUCCGCCAACUGACGAAGGAUGAGUCUGCACUAAGUGCCAACACUCUCAGUGAGCGCUGUGUUGUUAAAAUUUCUACCGAUCUUCCCGAUACCAUUUAUGUUUUAGCUCUUACAUAUGACGGAGCAAGACUUUGGUGGUACUUCGGCUGUUAUUUCUGCUUGCCUACUCUCUUCACAAUUACAUGCUCAUUGGUAACAGCAAGAAAAAUCAAGAGAGCCGAGAAAGCUUGUACAAGAGGAAAUAAGCGUCAAAUUCAACUUGAAGGUCAAAUGAACUGUACUGUAGUAGCGUUAACAAUUUUGUAUGGUUUCUGCAUAAUCCCUGAAAAUAUAUGUAACAUCGUAACAGCUUAUAUGUCCACCGGGGUCUCCAGGCAGACUUUGGAUCUCCUUCAUCUGAUUAGCCAAUUUCUUUUGUUCUUUAAAUCAUGUGUUACCCCGGUCCUUCUGUUUUGCCUUUGCAAGCCUUUCAGUAGGGCUUUCAUGGAAUGCUGUUGUUGCUGUUGUGAUGAAUGCAUUCAGAAGUCCUCAACUGCAACAAGCGAUGAUAAUGACAAUGAAUAUACUACGGAGCUGGAACUUUCCCCUUUCAGCACUAUACGUCGUGAAAUGUCCACAUUUGCUUCUGUUGGGACUCACUGUUGAACUUAAAUGUUAAUAUUGACUGUAUUUGUAAAUAUUAUGUGAUACCCAUUUUAAAUGAUUUUUUUUAGUUCACAACUUUUUAAAAGAAGAAUUUGACUUGUGCAAGGUCAGUUUUGGUAUUCUAUAUUUAUUAUGUUUUAGGUCUCCUAACAGGGUACAUUUCCAAAAAUAAACUAUUAACUUGUUUUUGAACCUUAAAGAGUAAGUUCACCUUUAUAAAAUUUUGAUAUCUA
Rana temporaria (common frog) is the source of this 3072-nucleotide messenger RNA. It is a transcript of the gene GPR37, whose product is annotated as G protein-coupled receptor 37. Gene Ontology annotation, biological process: adenylate cyclase-inhibiting G protein-coupled receptor signaling pathway; positive regulation of MAPK cascade. The coding region runs from base 1037 to 2839 and encodes 600 amino acids. Gene Ontology annotation, molecular function: prosaposin receptor activity; G protein-coupled peptide receptor activity. The transcript is spliced from 2 exons. The record is from RefSeq and is a predicted model, not a curated record. Gene Ontology annotation, cellular component: plasma membrane; signaling receptor complex. Lineage: Eukaryota; Metazoa; Chordata; Amphibia; Anura; Ranidae.